Messenger RNA from Olea europaea var. sylvestris, 477 nucleotides. RefSeq lists its product as uncharacterized. The coding region runs from base 1 to 477 and encodes 158 amino acids. The transcript is spliced from 2 exons. NCBI's taxonomy places the organism in Eukaryota, Viridiplantae, Streptophyta, Magnoliopsida, Lamiales, Oleaceae. The record is from RefSeq and is a predicted model, not a curated record.
AUGCCAUACUCUGUAUAUACUUCUUUAAAACUUGGACCUUUGAAUGAAACUGGUGUCAUAAUUCAACUAGUUGAUAAAUCUAAUGCCUAUCCUAAGGGUGUAGUUGAGAAUAUUAUCGUGAAAGUUAAUGAUUUGGUUUUUUCUGCUGACUUCUAUGUGUUUGAUAUGGGAUAUGGUGAUCAAACUAUCCCCAUUUUGCUUGGAAGACCAUUCUUAAGAACAUCCAAAGCAAAAAUAGAUUUUUAUAGUGGCAUUCUUACUAUGGAAUUUGAUGAUAAAAUCAAUGAAUUUAACAUUUAUGAUGCCAUGAAACAUCCUGAUGAAACUAACCCUGUUUAUUCUAUUAAAGAAACCAUUACAACAUUGAAUCCUUCUCCAAAGUCACCAAAAUCAGGUAAAAGUUCGCAUAUUGUUUUGCCAAUUGUUAAUAAGACGCCUUUCUAUACAGGUUUCCAAAUGGAUGAGGUGAAAACAUAG